AUGAAAUCGUCAACAAUCCUUUCCGGCGCCUUGGUGGCCGCCUCUCAGUUUUGCACAGCUCUCGGCGCUACCCCUGUGAGAGCCGAUGGGAUUAGCCAUGUUGUCCGAGCCAAUCUCCAAGUGCCAUCACAACAGCCUGUACCAGGCGCCGAUCGAUCGGCGGGCUGCUGGAGUUCCAAGGGAAACUUGACGGAAACAAGCGGCGUGGACGCGACAAAAGUUUCUUCCGGCUCAUGCAACAUUUUGUGCAAAUCCAAGCAGUUUCCUGUCACGGGACUGCAAGGUGCCAAGUGCUUUUGCGGAAUGCUUUAUCCUCCCGCGGAUGCUGUGGCUCCUGACUCCAAAUGUACUUACGCUUGCCCUGGCUUUGGUAACGAGGCUUGCGGCACUCUUGGAAACCCAGGUUUCUUCAGCCUAUGGAACACUGGUAUCAACAUCGAUCCUCCCAACUAUACGCCUCCAUCAACGACAUCGUCUUCUUCUUCUUCUUCUUCCACCAGCUCGACGUCAUCUGAUGCCGAGAAAUCUUCGGCCGCCGCCAAUCCGUCAAGCCCGGCUACUCAAUCUGCAGAGCCAACUACAUCAGAUGCUCCAUCGGGAGGAAAGAAGACCAACGUUGCUGGUAUUGCUGCGGGCACCGUUGUUGGUGUUGUCGUCCUGGGAGGUCUUUUGGGAGCUGCCUUUUUCACCAUGAGGCGCAGACGGAAUGCCGAAAUUGAGGAGGAACAUCGCCGCAAUGCCGCCGUCAAUGCCUUCAUCAACGGCUCCAAGCCGCCAUCUACCAGUGGUAGCAUUUCCAUGACCGACUCUCGCCUCGACCCCGUCAUGGCCCAUCGCAGGCUCAGUGAUGGCAGUAUUGCAGACAAUGAGGACUACUCUCGUCGUAUCUUGCGGGUCACCAACGCAUAA
Molecule: messenger RNA, 909 nt
Organism: Trichoderma gamsii
Lineage: Eukaryota; Fungi; Ascomycota; Sordariomycetes; Hypocreales; Hypocreaceae
Exons: 2
Coding region: 1-909 (302 amino acids)
Source: RefSeq, a predicted model, not a curated record